Molecule: messenger RNA, 4498 nt
Organism: Thecamonas trahens ATCC 50062
Lineage: Eukaryota; Apusomonadida; Apusomonadidae
Product: sensor protein
Exons: 2
Coding region: 21-4484 (1487 amino acids)
Biological process (GO): phosphorelay signal transduction system; protein autophosphorylation
Molecular function (GO): phosphorelay sensor kinase activity; histidine phosphotransfer kinase activity
Source: RefSeq, a predicted model, not a curated record
GGCCGGGGACGUUUUGGCCCAUGUCGCUGCGUCUCCUCAUUCACAACGCCCACACGCGGACGGUCAAGUACGGCAAUGAACCGUUUCUAGAGUUUGCAGGUUAUGGGACACCUUUGCUAGCGGCGCAGCUUGCUCAGUUCCCGCUCUCCUCGUUGGUAGUCCCGCUCGACUCGUCACCGCUCGCGUUGUCGGUCACGCCCUCACCAGACUCGACCGCUUUUCCUCCGGCCCACGUUUGGAUCCUUGUCGGGUUUUCCAAGUGGGUUGCCUGCGAGACUUCGUCGGGUUGGCUCAACGAGACUAAUGUCCUGGUAGCUACAGCUGUUCUGCGGCUCCUGACCAGCGAGGAAGUCGGCGGCGCUGAGCCUCCGCCUCUCCCUCCCAUCACGUCGCUCAACUCGACUGCCUCCAAGCUGCACAACCUGCGGUCGGCAACUCGUCUGCCGCGCCCGCGCUCGUCGUCAUUGCCCUCAGCAGACUCGCUCUUCGAGGCCUCAAUCAUUCGUGCGUCCAUGACCGACUUUGCCAUGCGCUCGCCAGUCAAGCACUCGAUCAAGAGCCACCUCAUGCGCAGGCAACACACCUCGGUCCUCUCUGCUCGCAAGCUCGCCCCGAGUCCGUCGCUGCUCACCGACGAAUCGGCCAGCUCGCUCGGCGGCGAAUCGGCCGAUUUACUCGACUACCAGAGUGCAUACCGCGAGCCACCCAACCCCGCGUCACCGCUCGGCGUCUCCAUCUCACUCAAGCGUCGCGGCUUUAACAGCCGCUUCUCGUCGCCAAAGCGAUCCAUGUCCGAGGCCGUCAUGGCUGGAUGCAUCAGUCCCAAGCAGCAACGGUCGCGUACAUCGUCGCUCCGCGAGUCGAGCCUUCUGCCGCACUCCCGGUCAUUCAUGACCUCGCCGUCGUCGAGCAAGCACGACCUUUCUUUCAAACGUUUCCGCCUCUCCAGCCUCCCGGAUACCUCGGAAGAAGCAAGCUUGGAUGGCGGUAGACCGUCGCAGCCAUUGUCGACGUCGCGGUCAACGAGCUCCUCGAUGGGCUCGCUUGACUCGGGAGUCUCAACAACCAAGGGCAAGAGUAGUGCUGGUUCGGGCACCAGCUCCAAGUGCGGAAGCGCCAGCGAUGUCGACGCCGCCGGCACCGCCGACUCUGCGAGUCAGCUGGCUAUCGAUGUGAUGGCGAUGCCUGGCGAGUCCAGUGGACACUCGCCCAACUCGGUCACCUCGAGCGAUUCGCCCCGCAACACUGAGUUUGUAGCCCUUGGCAUCGACAAGUGGGUGCCGCCCGAACCCGACUCGCGCUCGUCGCAAGCCAUACUUCCGCCGCUCGCGGCUACGUUUGCGCGCGGCCAGCCGCCCGAGAUUCCACCGGAGGACGUGCUGCCAACCUUUUUCGCCAUGCUCUUCGAGUCCCUCCCGCCCAAUUCCUACCUGCUCGUCAUCCAGCAGACUCCCGAUGGCGAGCUCAUUUCCCAGGCGUCACCCGAAGCUGCUCUCGUCCUCGAGUCGGACUCGCUCGUCGGGACCGACGUGUGGAAGUCUGUUCAUCCAGACGAUCUCGAGUUCAAAGACACGAUGUACGCGGCGGCGGCGGCCGAGGGUGCUAGGCCCGGUUCGCGAUUCACCUGCCACGCACGCUACCGUCGGUUCACCAACUCGGGUGCACUUGUCAUGAUCGACGCCACUAUUUUCCUUGUCAAAACCGCGACGUCUGCGGCCGUUAUGGGCGUGCUCGAAGUGGACAACACGUCUGCGCUGGUCUCGCUCGCCAACGCGCGGCGGCUGACCUCGCUUGUCGGCUCGCUCGAUCUCGGCGUGCUCCUUGUCUCGCGCCCUCCGCCGCAUGAGCUCGACCCGGCGAGCAUACUCGAGGUCGCUAUCCUCGACGCCACGGUCUGUCUCACCAUCAACUCGCGAAUGGCCGAGUUUCUCGACCUCCCGCUGAACAUCGACCUUGCGCCCCUGGCUGGAACCGCGCUCUCGGAGCUCGGCGCCUCGCUCGACUUUCUCUCGACGCUUGCCCCGCUGCUGCUCGCCGGCGAGUCUGUUCACGGCCGCGAGGUUGCUGUCCGCACCUCUGCCGAGAACGGCGGCAUUGUCGACGACGACUCGAUGGACUGUGGCGAGUCGCGCCCGGUCCGCUACUUUCGCAUGGACGUUGUCGCCAUCAUCGAUGAUGAGUACCUCAUCACCUACCAGGACGUCACGCCGGAGAAACAGCUCCUGGUAGAGACGGUCCGCAACUUUAAGCUCGCCUCGGAGCGCGAGUCGGACCAGAUCGAGCGGCAGGCGCUGCAGGAGUUCCUGCGGUGCACCUCCCACGACAUCCGCACCCCGCUACAAGGCGUCACCUCUGCCGCCCUCCUCCUCCAUUCAAACCUGCUCGAGUACGCCCCCGCCACCGAUGCGUGGGACGGCGCCACUUCGUUCCGCGACAGCUCGCCGUCCGACUCGUCGCCGACAGCCGACUCGGCGCCCAUCACGAUGACCAGUUCCGACGUCCGGCCUAACUCGACCUCGCCGACCUCGCCCGAGCCGCGCCGCCGGCCGUCGUCGGUCGCCGGCACGUUGGUGCCGCCGGACUCUGUGUCGCCACCGACGUCACCGUCCAAGGGUCGUCCGACCACCUCGCACUCGCUCAACUCGCACUCGUCCGACGGCGAGCUGCGGCGCAACCACUCAAUAAGCUCGGCGCGCUCGUUCGGCUCCAAGGGCCCGGCUGGUGGCGAUUCUAAUGACUCGUUCCGGCUCGACAUCGCCGACUCGCUCGAGCUCGUCGACAUCAUCUCAGCGUCGGCGCAGAUGGUUGAAAUGAUCAUCUCCAACGUCCUCGACGUCGAGGCCAUCAAGCACGGCGGCAUCGACCUGGAACUCGCGCCGUGUGCGCUCCUUUCGCGCCUCGAGGCUCUCAUCUCGGUCCUCCGCUACUCGACCUCACACAAGGCCAACGUAGUGCUCAACGUCACACUGCCCGAGUUCAUCCCGCCCGUCGUUUGCGACGCGCCACGGCUGUUACGGGCGGUCAUGAACCUCCUCACUAACGCCAUCAAGUUUACCGAAGAAGGCACGGUCGAGCUGGAGGUCCGCUUCAUGACAGCAAGCCCGGCCGACCAAGGCGAGAUCUCGGGCACGCUCUCGGCCACCAUUCAUUUCGUUGUCCGCGACACUGGCUGUGGCAUGUCGCCGGCUGAGCUGGCCCGCAUCGGCACGCUCUACGCCCACAAGCCAAUUGAGGAGGGCGGGGGCUCGGGCAUCGGCCUCUACAACGUCGUCCACUCGCUUGCAGGCAUGGGCUCGCAACUGCACAUCACCUCGGAGCCGGACGUCGGCACGACAGCCUCGUUCUCCAUCGUCUGCCCGCUCCAGCUCUCUGCACACACCGAGGGUGUGGAGCACCUCUCGCCGCGAAGCAAGAGCCCCGGGCGCAACUUUCCGCCCAUCGCCAUCCUCUCUCAGCCGUCUUCGCAUGACCACGUCGCCAACCUCGCCAUUCCCGCACCUGUAGCAUCCAUCAUAUCGUCGCCGACCAAGCCGGCCAAGCUGCGAGUGCGGACGACCAACAACCCGCGGGCGCGGCGCAAAUCGAUUUCGCAGCUGCUCUCGGGCGAAUCAGAGCCGUCGCGCCCGCUUGCGACGUCCACACCGCUGCAGACGGUUCCCGAGGCCGUCUCGCCAAAGAAGACAUCUCGGACCUCGAGCGAGCUGGCCGGCUCUGCGCCCGCCAGCAGCAGCGCCGACGCCGCGGCAGCCUCCCGCCCGUCGACAAGAUCGGCCCGCCCGCGCAACCGCGAUGGGCCGAUGCACGUUCUGUUUGUGGAAGACAACGUCAUCAACCGCAAGGUCGGCAAGCGGCUGCUGGAGAAGAUGGGCCACACAGUGACAGUGGCGUGCGACGGUGGCGAGGCCCAUGACAUGCUGCUCACCACAGAGACUCCGACAUAUGACCUGGUAUUUAUGGACAUUUCCAUGCCGGUCAUGCGCGGGACCGAAGUGACCGCCAAGUUCCGGGCGUGGGAGAAGGAGGCGCUCGCGGCUGACCCGUCGCGCCCGUACACCCCAAUUUACGCGCUUACCGGCAAUGUCACCGAGGAGGACCGCGCGGCAUGCUACGAGGCCGGAUGCGAUGGCUUUCUUACCAAGCCAUGCACGCCCGCCACUCUACAGCGCGCGUUUGACGAGGUCCGCUCCGCACUUCCCAUCGAACUCCUGCGCCGGCCCGGCGUGCCGUCGACGCCAACCACCCCGACGUCGCCGAUCUCGGUCUCAAUCACUCCGCGCCAUGAUGUCUCGGGCGUGCCCGACCUCCGCAUCGGUGGCGGCUCUCAGUCUUCGGUCUCAGUCUGUAUCUCGGUUGAGCCAGGUGGCACAAUCUCAGCGUCCCCCUCUCCCCGGACACUCUCUGUGGUCUCGUCUGACGCCGACUCGGACGAAUCUGACUUUCAGUCUUCGUCUACCGACGGUAGCUACUCUGAAGAGUGCCACUAAACCACAAAGCCGGA